Molecule: messenger RNA, 318 nt
Organism: Penicillium digitatum Pd1
Lineage: Eukaryota; Fungi; Ascomycota; Eurotiomycetes; Eurotiales; Aspergillaceae
Source: RefSeq, a predicted model, not a curated record
AUGGCGAACACAAGAGUCGAGAAAGACAGUCUCGGUCAACUGGAACUACCAGCGGAGGUACUUUACGGCAUCAACACCUCUCGGUCGCUUGAUAAUUUCCCCCUCUCCGGUCGGUCUAUCACAACAUGGCCGGACUUCGUCUAUGCUUUCGCAAUUGUAAAGCAGGCCGCAGCCCGUGCAAACUGCGAGAUAGGUAGCUUAACAACAGAGCAGGGGGACGCUAUCUUGCAGCUUGUGAAGAAAUCAAACUCGGCAAACAUGACGCACAUCUUGUGGUUGACAUGCUGGAGGGUUCAGGUGGCACGUCGACCAAUAUGA